AUGGGUAAUUGUGUAAGUCAAACAGGUCAGGGCGAAUUUUUAAAAGGCUUACAAAGUGCUUCAAAUGGCAAUGAUUCGAGAAUAGCUGGAGGAAUAUUUGUAACUGAUGAUCUUGAAACUUUUCAAGUAUUUGUUAAAAAACGCAGCAAAUUCAUCCCUGGUAUAUUGAAAGUGACCGAGAAUGAGAUUGUUUUUCUUCGUUCACGUUGUGAAACGCUAAAUUGGCCAUUACAAUUUUUACGUCGUUAUGGUUUUACGUCAGCUGGUAUUUUCUUCUUUGAAAGUGGACGACGAUGUAGUAGUGGUGAAGGCCUUCAUACAUUUCAGUCCCAUCAAGCUGAAGCCAUAUUUCAGCUUGUACAAUCUCGCAUUCAAGAUAAUGCAAAUAUGGGAAUCGCAAUACGUGAGACACACGAGCAAUCGGUCACGGAAAGUUAUCAUAGCAUUCAUAACAUUCCUUCAGGGUACACUGGAACACGCAUUCAACCAAUUCAACGCUAUUCCAGCGAGGGUACAGCAAAUGUUAGGGACUGCUCUUCCUCAUCAUGUACAGGAGCUAUCAGCUAUCAUCGACCCUUGAAUCGAUUCAGCUACCAUCGGCAGCUCAUUUCUCAAACACCAAAACGACCUCGAAGUAUUGCGGGACCAGCGCAGACAGUUGUUUGGCCUCAACCACCACCAAGCUAUCACUCAGCUCAUUUUUGUCUAAAUCAGUCAGCUUUCGUGGGAAACGUCAUUAAUGAGCAUAUAAUUCAACAACUGCCAUCUGAAUCAAAUCCUUCUUACAAUCAUCCUUAUGUCAAUGUGUUACCGCAUCAUCGUUCUGCCACUUCAUCACCUCACUGUUUAUCACCUGUUCUAAGAGAAUAUGGAUCAGCUAGUCAUUUUACUUUUGGUUCAGCGGAACAGAAUCUUAAUCUUGGUGUAGCUGCUUUAAGAUCACAUCAAAGAUUUAGCAUUCCUGCUGCUGGAAUAUCAAAUUGUUCCCCAGUUUAUGGAUUUUUCUGCUCUAACAGCAAUCCAUUUAUGAAUUCUUACGAUUCAAAUGCUAGUGAUCGUGAAGCAACACCACCACAACUUGAUUAUGCAUCAGUAGCAAUAAGUGGUAAUGCUGAAGAAGAUUCAUCAGUCAGUGUAAAAGUUACUGCAUGUAUUGCACGAAGUAAUGAUUCUAACUUUCCUCCAAGAUUACCAUCAAUUGUCAAUUAUGCCAAAAUUGAUCUUGAUAAAACACGUGCUGUAGAAGUAGCAGCAAGUACGGUGGAGAAAGAAAAUCCACGUCGGCGACACUUCACGACUGCAGCACAGAUGGAUAAAUGA
Molecule: messenger RNA, 1320 nt
Organism: Thelazia callipaeda (thelaziosis nematode)
Lineage: Eukaryota; Metazoa; Nematoda; Chromadorea; Rhabditida; Thelaziidae
Source: the annotation of a GenBank genome assembly